Molecule: messenger RNA, 3777 nt
Organism: Actinia tenebrosa (Australian red waratah sea anemone)
Lineage: Eukaryota; Metazoa; Cnidaria; Anthozoa; Actiniaria; Actiniidae
Product: lysine-specific demethylase RSBN1L
Cellular component (GO): nucleus
Source: RefSeq, a predicted model, not a curated record
AAGAAUCCAACAUGGCGAGUGCAAGUGAAGGUAACGAGGAGAAAACACCACUGUCGAAGCAGUUGUCAUCCGAUGACAAGCCCAGUGGAGAACAUUUAAAAAAGAAAAGAAAGCAUAGCCACGAUUUUCAGUCAAGCAAACAUGAACGAACGGAGAAAGAAAAGCAAAGUGAAGAUCAUUGGAAUAUAACGACUGUGUCAACCUUCAAGAAUGGUUCCCGCUCUCCUUCACCAAACAAACACAGUAACGGCUUGAAAACAAAGCUAACGAAGAUCAAGGUAGAAGAUGGACAAAGAACACCUGAAACUUCACCACAGAUCAUUGCUCAUAAUGAUCUGAAGCUGAAAAUUAAAAGAAACUCAGGUGUGGAAAACAACCAUGAACACAAGUCAAAUGGAGUGUCUGAAACUAAAAAGAAGAARCACAAAAAGCAUCAUCACAAGCAUGAAGAGAAAUACUUCCAUGACAUUGAUCAUUGCAUCCUUGAAAAUCCCAAGGAAAAAACAAGGUUGUCUCACCUAAUACAUAUAGAGGAAGACUGUAAUGGUGGUGCUUCAGUUGUACAUGUCUACGAUGAUGAAAUUGCCAACUUAAGCCCUGAAAAAAUGGAAAAGUUUGUCAAGCUAUUUUUUCGGGAAACCUAUGGUGAAGACACCAAAGGACAGCCAAGACAUGUAAUGGGUAUUGUUCAUGGUGCAGCAUCUUACCUUCCUGAACUAACAGAAUACUUUGGAACACACCAUCAAAAUAUGACUGUCAAAACCWCACCCAUCAGCAAAAAACUGGACGUAGAGACUAUCAAGAUGAGUGAAUAUUUAACAAAAGUUCAGGCAACAUAUAGUGCAGGAACCCUUCGUUGUGGUCCUCUUAUGCAGUUUAGUGUAGUUGGGACUGUUCAAGAGGAGACCGGUGGUUAUUUUCCAGAAUUUCUAGACCUGUUGGAAAAGAGUCCAUUUUUAAAGGAAACCAUGCCAUGGGGAAGGUUAUCAGCUUUAAAACUAGAAAAUCGCAAUCAGAGUAAUGAUGGUCCUAUUGUCUGGGUACGUCCAGGGGAACAAUUUGUUCCAACAGCUGAUUCAUCAAGCUCACCAAGUAAAAGACGGAGAGCCACUGUCAAUGAACUUCAAAAUCUACAAUAUCUUCCAAGAACAUCAGAACGUAGAGAGAUGUUGGCAGAGGACAGGACAAGAUGCCACGCAGACCAUGUGGGUCAAGGGUUUGAUCGMCAGACUACUGCAGCCGUUGGUAUAAUCAAAGGAGUACACACAAAGAAUGAAAGGAGUAAAAUGAAUAGACAUUGCAAAGAUGUGAUAUGUUUCCAUCCUGCUUACUUCGAUGACCUUGUCCAAAAGCUGCAGCUAGAUCUGCAUGAACCUCCUGUGUCGCAGUGUGUCCUCUGGGUCGAUGAUGCAAAGUUGAACCAAUUAAGAAGGGAUGGCAUCAAGUAUGCCCAUAUCGUUUUAAGGGACAAUGACAUCUACUUUAUCCCUCGCAAUGUAAUCCACCAAUUUAAAACCAUAUCAGCAUCAGCAAGUAUAGCAUGGCAUCUAAGACACAAAAUGUAUCAUCCUGAGCUAACUAAAAAUGAUGGCCCAAAGCACUCAUAAAUAAAGGCCAUCAGGUAAUUUAUUUSUAUAUUAUACUGUAGAGCUAUAUUUCAUACUUAUAUAAUUAUUAGACCAAUAUUAGUCACAAUAAUUUAGGAAUUUUUUGAUUGUUGUCGUUCCAAGGAUUUUUAGGAUAAACUUCUUUUCAGGCAUCCUAUGUACUUUAUCCAUCACGGCAUAAUAUCAUAAUAUUUUCCCAUUUCAGAUCAUGAUAUUCUCUCAAGAAUAAUAUUAUUUAUUUGAGUUGUAUUCAUAUUCAUAUGUCUUGUCAUGUGUAGCUGUUAGAGCAGUUUUCGUAUGACWGUGAAAAAGUCGGUGCCGUAUGCGUGCCUUGCCGCGACCAUGAUGUUUUCUAGACUUUUGAUUGGGGGAUUUUUCUCUCAUGCAAUGUGAUUGGUCGGACAGUGCUGUGACAUUGGCGUGACAUUGGCGUGACCGUGUCCGCACGUUGUUCCAAGCCGUGUUUCGGACAGUUGAUUGGAUGAAGAGUAAAUUCUUGUGCAAAGCGAUUGGUCGGGCAUAUGCCUUGCUGUGUCAUGACCAUGUUUGUACUGUGGGCAUUUUCACAGUCAUACGAAAACUGCUCUAAACAAUAAGAUACUCUAGGGAAUCAUACCUGGUCUGAAAUGGGAACACAGUGGAUUAGGUCUACUAACUAGUCAGCUAUUGCGGUCAACCCGUAACUAACUACUAUAGUCUAGUUUUACAUUGUAAAUUUGCUCAUUGGUUUUGGUGGACAUCUCUUUGGCAUUUAUGAAAUUAUUUACGGUCAUUAUGGCACAAGUUUAAAGCCAAAAUUCCAGAAAUUGUAUAGUUCACCAAAAUGUAAAGACAUUAAUUCAGAAUUGUUAAGGUCCUUUACCAGCUCCUGUUCGAGUUCAUUUAAACCCUUAGCACCACAUUCACUAUGAUCYCCAUUCAAAAUGUAUCCACUCACUACACAAUUCACUGAAUGAUUGACAUGACAACGAUCAAAACAAUUGCCAAACAAGUUGAGAGGUAACUUGUUUGUAAAUAAUAGUAGAAUAGAAGGGUUUUAUUUAUCUGUAUUAUAAUGCAACCUUCUAACUUUUUACGAGUAUAUUUAGGGUUUAAGAUAGUUUUCUAAAAAAAAGAAUUUCAAAAAGGAAUUCCAGGAGCAAAAUUACAAACCCUACUUUUUUAGAUUUUUAUGAGCCCCAAUAAUUAUAAUUGCAACCAAGUCCAACUUUUUGGAAGUCUAGAAAAGAGCAUAUACAAAAUGACUUGAUGCAACAUAAUUUUGAACAAAGAAAUGUUCAAGUUUUAAAUGGCAGUUGCAUUGAAUUUAAACYGCCUUCCCUCUCCCCUCUAGUUCACAGCACAGGAAGUCCAUUUCUUGGCUUUGCCCAUAAUUUCCACUUGCCUGGAUCUUAAAAGUUCUGUAGCCAGUUGUAUGUAGCAGGGGAUAAAAGUGCUAUCCAAUGAAUAGUUAUCCAUAUCUUUAUCCAGUGGAUAACUCAUACAGUAUUCAAUCAUUGUGCAACCAAAUCAUGCCAUGUGGAUAAUGUCUAUCUGCUGGAUAAGGAUUUAUUAAGUGGAUAUUGCUUAAUGGGACAUUUGUACAAUGAGUCCUGUUAGAUUUGGAAGUUUCUGCUUGUAACUUGAUGCACCAUGUUACCAAUAAUUAUUAGAGAAAACUAUAUUUAAAAACAUUUAUACAGUCUGUAAGAGCUCCUAAAUGGAGUUGGAAGAGUCAAAUUAGGUUAAUGUAUGAAGCCAAACUGAGGAUUACAAAAAGACACUUUUUGUAUUUUGAGGAAUUUGGUUUWUUUAUUUUACCUUGUUGAGUACCUUUACAUGUGCAGUGUAACUACUCCAGUCAUAGCCUAUUUUAUCACAAUAUUAAGUAUAGAAAUCCUAAUGAUAAAACCUUAUCUUACCAAGACUUAGAAUUUCUGUUUGUCUAUAAAGCUGAGUACAAAAAUUAAUGGAUCAAAAUUUGAAAUAAUUUCAUUUUUGACAUGAAAAUUAAUGGUAUUAUUACUGAAYUUUGUAACAUAAGCAUAAAAACAUACCAUAAGCAGUGUUGUGCAAUGUUCAUUAAUACCAGUUGUCUUUCUUCACRCCUGUUAGGGAAGAGCUGCACUGAGUCUGUGUAAGUUGCUAGUGCUUAUACUUAUUUCAAUAAAGCUAGUCACAGACCUACAAA